This is a messenger RNA of Jaculus jaculus (lesser Egyptian jerboa), 2403 nucleotides long. RefSeq names its product NIMA related kinase 6 (gene Nek6). NCBI's taxonomy places the organism in Eukaryota, Metazoa, Chordata, Mammalia, Rodentia, Dipodidae. Gene Ontology annotation, biological process: protein phosphorylation. The transcript is spliced from 10 exons. The record is from RefSeq and is a predicted model, not a curated record. Gene Ontology annotation, molecular function: protein kinase activity; ATP binding. The coding region runs from base 54 to 995 and encodes 313 amino acids.
GCCGAGGGAGCCCGCCGCGCGCCGCUCUUGACCUCGUGAGGCUGGCAUGCAGGAUGGCAGGACAGCCCAGCCACAUGCCCCAUGGCGGGAGCCCAAACAACCUGUGCCACACGCCGGGGCCUGCACACCCUCCAGAGUCACAGAGGCACUCCAACACUCUGUCUUUUCGCUGCUCACUGGCCGACUUCCAGAUUGAGAAGAAGAUUGGCCGAGGACAAUUCAGUGAGGUGUACAAAGCCACCUGCCUGCUGGACAGGAAGACAGUGGCUCUGAAGAAGGUGCAGAUCUUUGAGAUGAUGGAUGCCAAGGCCAGGCAGGAUUGUGUCAAGGAAAUUGGUCUCUUGAAGCAACUGAACCACCCGAACAUCAUCAAGUACUUGGACUCAUUCAUUGAGGACAACGAGCUGAACAUUGUGCUGGAGCUGGCCGACGCAGGCGACCUCUCCCAGAUGAUCAAGUACUUUAAGAAGCAGAAGCGGCUCAUCCCCGAGAGGACCGUGUGGAAGUACUUCGUGCAGCUGUGCAGUGCCGUGGAGCACAUGCAUUCCCGCCGCGUGAUGCACCGAGACAUCAAGCCCGCCAAUGUGUUCAUCACAGCCACAGGCAUUGUGAAGCUUGGUGACCUCGGCCUGGGCCGCUUCUUCAGCUCUGAGACCACCGCAGCCCACUCACUAGUUGGAACACCUUACUACAUGUCACCUGAGAGGAUCCACGAGAAUGGCUACAACUUCAAGUCGGAUAUCUGGUCCCUGGGCUGUCUGCUGUAUGAGAUGGCAGCUCUCCAGAGUCCCUUCUAUGGAGAUAAAAUGAACCUCUUCUCCUUGUGCCAGAAGAUCGAGCAGUGUGACUACCCUCCUCUCCCAGGGGAGCACUACUCUGAGAAGCUCCGGGAACUGGUCAGUAUGUGCAUCUACCCCGACCCAGACCAGAGACCAGACAUCGGAUAUGUGCACCAGGUUGCCAGACAGAUGCACGUCUGGACAUCCAGCACCUGAAUACAAUUUGCAAUGCCUGGUCAUAGCCAACACCACUUUGCCUUACUUGAGUCCUCUCCCCAAGUGGCACCUGGAGCCCUAUACAGCCAAGGCCAGGGGGGUUCAGCAGACCCCCAAGGGCAGCCGGACCCCCUGCUACUGAGCUCAAUGCAGAGUGGCUGGGCAAUGAUCACUUCCUUUGAACACAAUGUUGUGGACAAUCUGAUCUGGGCUGUUGGCGAGGGCAGGUGGCUCUGCAGUCCCUGAAGCCCCUUGUACUGACUGCAAUGUGAAUCUCUGGCUAGUUCCUUCCAAGGCCUGUCCAGGUCUACACUCACAGAAGAUUUGCAGGAACAGGGUGACUGAUGUGGUGAGCCUUUGAAAAAUGGUUAGCAGCCAGUUCACUUCAAAGUUCUUAGCAUCUUUCCAACCAGGUUGUGCUUUAUCUGUUGUAAAGGGAUAAAGUAGAAAUAAUUGUUUAUAGAGAUUUCACUGAUGUUUUGUUUUAUAACUUGAUGAGUGACAAGAACGUGGCAUUGUGCAUGAAGCUUUGAGAAGCAAAUGGCAUUCAGGAAAGCCAAGAGAGCUCUAUUUGCUCACCAUUUUCUGAACCCCUGCUGCCUACUGGGCACUGUCACCAGCUGUAAUGCUGAGGCUCCUUCAGUGAUCAGUGUUAAGUAUUUUCCUCCAUUAAGAGGCAGGGGCCCACAAGAAAGAUCUAAGGGCUUUGCCCUGAGGCUACUCUUUACAAAUUCUGGCUUUGCAACUUCUUAGUAUGACCUUGGGCAAGGUUAUUAGUUUUCCUGAGCCUUAGUUUCCUCCUGUGCAAAAUGGGACUAAUCUAGUAUUGACUUCCCAGGUGGGUGGCGCAAUUGGAAAUAAAAGAUGCAAGGGCUUGGUAGCACAUGCCUAUAAUCCUAGAGGCGGGAAGGAUCAGAAGUUCACCCUCAGCUACAUGAAAUCCUGUCUCAAAAAAAUAAAACAGCCAUGGUACAAGUUGGCUAGCACAUGGCAGGUGAUCCAAAAGUAUGUCCAGUCACCUUCCAGAAAAUUCAAAUCCAUGGACCGUGCAAGUCAAGAAUUAAAAUUCAACUGUGCUAUGUGUAGGAAAAGCAGAAAUAUGUUCAUUUAUUUCUUGUUCCCAAAUAGGAUUAACUGUGAAGACUAUUUAUAAAUGUGAAUUUAAGGAAACUCAAGCUCUGUAGGAGAUAAGUUUGAAUUUUGUUUCUAUACUCAAUUCUCAAAGGGUAUCGACUUGGUGACAGGUCACUGUCCCUAGUAUCUUGUCCCCAUGCCUCCUGAUGUCCAGACCUCCCCAGGAUAAGGCCCCAACUGGUCAAUGCCAUCUUUGCGCUGAGCCUGUGUUCUACGUGUGGCCACUACUCGGUUGGUAUUCUCCAUGUUUGAAAUAAAAUGGGGAGAGGAACUA